Saccharomyces paradoxus is the source of this 4311-nucleotide messenger RNA. RefSeq names its product tRNA (guanosine(18)-2'-O)-methyltransferase (gene TRM3). Bases 1 to 4311 code for a protein of 1436 amino acids. Lineage: Eukaryota; Fungi; Ascomycota; Saccharomycetes; Saccharomycetales; Saccharomycetaceae. The record is from RefSeq and is a predicted model, not a curated record. Gene Ontology annotation, biological process: tRNA methylation. The transcript has a single exon. Gene Ontology annotation, molecular function: tRNA (guanine) methyltransferase activity; RNA binding.
AUGGUUGGAGGUGCCGUUAUUGGCAAGUAUUUACCACAUGAAGAACAACUAAAACUUAUAUCGGACUUGAUUCAGGAUGACAGCCUAGAAGAAGUGCUGGAGCUGAUUAAAACUUCGUCAUUGGAUAUAUCAACGGACAGAAAGAUUGAAACAUCAAUUUUUGAAAAAAUCACUAAGCAAGUUACUGUGUACGCUAGUAUGGACAAUGAAGCCAAAGAAAUGUUUUGUUCUUCGAGGGGUGAAAUGAAUAACACGCUAAGAACAUCUGCACAUUUGUUGUGUUGUUUACCGACUGUAUGGCAUAAAUUUCAGGUAUGGAUGAGCUACCGAUUAAAUGACAUCAUUAGCGAAAAUUAUAAACAUCUUUUCGAUGACAACUUUGGGAAGAUGACUGUGCAACCAUUUUUCGAUUUUUUUGCUAGGGAACAAAACGCUGAUGUCGAGCAUGAAAAAUUGCAUUUAAAUAUCCUUAGCCUGUUUGAUUACUUAGAAGUUGUAUAUUUAUUUGACGAAAGUAAUAAUAGCAUAUCGUCCAAAUGCCUAGAUUUUAUCAUAGUUCCAUUGCUAGGCUGUAAUUCUGAGGAGAUUGCUGAAUCCUGUUCUAAACUAAUGAGAUGGCAUAUUAGGCCUUUAUCAAAGUGUUGCAAUAUCGAUAGUAACUUUGAUAAGCUCGUUUGGAAUUUUAUCAAACAAUUGUACACUGAAGACUCUCAACAACAUUGGAAGCAAAAGAACAGUUUGUCUUUUCUCCUGAGGUUCCUCUUAACAUCAGAGUUAUCUCCUGAACUUAUUACUUACAUCAAGAAUGAUGCUUAUUGGGAACACAUUCAAGCAGAACUGGAUAACGAUGUACAUGAACACAGGAAAUUGGCCCUCUCAAUUCUCAAAUUAACAAUUCAAAAAUUGUCGACUCAUAGCAUAGAAUUGCAAACAACAUUUUAUAAAAGCAGUGAUAUCCCCAGUAUUGAAAUGAUUAGUAGCUGGAAGAAGUUCACCACCUUAUAUGAAAUGGUUGCGCUAGACACAUCUUUGAAUCAAAUACAAGCGGCCAAACAUGACAUUAUAAAAAUUUUUGAUAAUAUACAUUUGCAUCAUAGUUGGGGGCUUAUCCUUCUUUCUACAGGGUUGAAGUCAUCAAUGGAGAGUGUCAGAAAAUACAUGAUGACAUUAAUGUUCUCGAUUACAAAUAUGUCGGCAUUUUCUUCAAGCGUACCUUUAUUGACAAAAACUCUUCUUCCAGCUGCAAUGUCUGCUCAUUAUUUUGACGUCAAAGGUCGCAAUUGUCCCCAUGGUGAAAAACUUUCCUCCUUUGUUAAUAACUUGCUUUCCCAAACAACGGAUGACGUAUCAGAUACAUUAUCCGAAGUGUUGAAAUUAUUGGUUGAAAAAGGGACCUCCUUUGAUCCUUCUAGGAUAUAUUUAUCUUAUGGUGUUUUAGAAUUCUUACAGAAGGAAAAAAAGAAAUCAAUCAACUCUGAUCAUUUGAAUCUGAUCAGAAAAUUGUACGAAUUUGUAGCUGAAGAGGAAGUUCUCGAAACUACAAUCCAAACGAUUUACCUGAAGUUCUUACUACACAUUGGUCCAUCUGUUUCCGCGUCUGAAUUGUUAUUUACAUUAGUUUCACAUAUCAAGUUGAAGGGAGGGACAUACGACUAUAUUGAGCCUCUUUUUGAAGAUUAUAGGGAUCUUGCUGUUUCACAAUUUGACGAUUUGCAAGCGAAUGAAAAUUUAACAGCGAACAUUGGUAAGGAUACUAUUUUUGACCUCUUAGCAUCUAUCAUCUUCGAUUUCAAGGAUAUUGAUAUCACCCCCAAUUUUUUGGUUGAAGUCGCGAAAUCGAAACAAGAUACGCCCAACAACACUUCAAAGGCGGUUACUUUCUUAACUCAACUGCUUUCAGGUGAACCUUCGAGCGGGUAUACCUAUGAAAAUGCAACCGCUCUACUGUCUUACCCCAAUUUUACAUUAUCUACGUGGAAAUCCGUCAAUAUUGGUAAAUUAUUGAAGUCGGUAAUGGAAGACUUUUCCCUUGAUAAGUUCAAGUUCUUCGUUGGAAUAUACCAGAAGACUUAUGAAUGUAGAUUCGAUACAAUCGAGCUAAACUUUAAUGGGCUUCUGAGCCUAUACGAAAUGGUUAAAACAUCUGCAGGUCGAAGUUCAAGGGAGAGCUUUAAACUGAAGGACAGCGCGUAUUCUUCUUACUUUGAUCUCUUAACUACCUUCUUGAAAACAUACGCUUUAAUUCGUGACACCUCUGAUAGAGACAAUGAUGAGCUCCACAUGCUACUACAUUUGAUUGAUGACAAUAUCAAUAAAGAUAAUGGGAAUUAUCUGGGCAACUUGGCAGUUUGUAAAUUAUUGUGCUUCAUCAUAGAUACCUACAUUCAUUGCUCUACUUCUGUUUCCGAUGAUGAUAUCUUCAUCGUAAAGUUCAUUUUUGAGAAAUUCUCGUUCAUUUGGGAAUGUAUCAGUAGUGAAAGAUUGGUUUUGAAGGAAAGAGAUCUUCACUUGAUGCUAAUUAAGGGAUUAUUUCAUCCUGUUAUCCUAUACUUCGGAUCAAAACAAUAUAUCGACAAUUUGAGCUCGAAGUUGGAGGAACAUGCACAAACGAUUAUAUCAUUGAGUUAUUCAAGAAGAAGCCUACUCCCCCUCCUUGGAUCGCAACUUAGAAUAUUCAUGAAGUUUUAUGGUAAAUCAUUAAGCGAGGGUGUUGACUAUUGGUGGUUGAUUAACAUUAUAGUAAAUGUUUUCAAACAGCCGCAAAUGGAUGUCAACCUUUACAAGCUAAAACCUGUCAUUUCCAGCUUAUUUGACCACAAACUGAACAGUUAUUACAUGAAAGGCGAUGAACUUUACGAAAAAGUGUAUGGACCUGAGGAAAUAUUGGCUAGAGUGUCCAUCAUCGAUUGUAUUUUAUGUGCGAAUGAUCAGUUCAAGAUCCGAUUAAUCGAAAAAGUUACUGAAAAGACAAACGCACUUUAUGCUAUAAAGAGAACCGACGGUGCCGAAGCGUUACAGAGGUUGUUACAGUGGCAAUUAUUAUUAUUAUCACUGCAAACCACCAAAGAACCAAGAUUAAGCGAAACUAGCAUGAUAAGAAUUCUGAAAAGCAUUGAGGAUGAAAGUUCUCCGCUGGUAAGAGUAUACAAAGAAUGGUUCAUCUCUUCAAAGGUGGUCGAUUAUUACAAAACUGGUGAUUCGAAAUUUGCUGAAGACUAUCUCUUCUCAUUGCUGGAGGAUCAUAGUAAACCAGUGUUCGUAGUUAGCGCAGAGAAGAUAUGCUUUAUGGUGUUGAAGGACUUGAGAAAUGACGAAAAAAAAUAUGGAUUCAUCCAUCUAUUAAACAGGUUCAUUUGCACAUUGGUUCCCAACGCAGCUUCAAACAAGCCCCUAGUAAGACAUUUUUCUAAUUCUCUAAUAAUUUCAAUGUGGCCUACAUUCGAAGCCUACCUAUCGGAUCACACAUUAAGAAACAUUAUUGAAAAUUUGUAUUCCAAUGCCAAAAAGACUCAAAUAUUUGGUCAAUAUCGUGCCGGGGAUGCCAACAUAUGGGAUCUGAAAGGUGAUAGAAAACUAACGAACAUGUUUGGUGGUGUACUCAAAAAGGUCACCGACCAUGAUUGUCCGUAUAUUUCUGAGCCAGUUUUUGAAAAAUAUUUACAGGCAAAAGAUAUUGUGCCUAUCGGUACAGAUGAAAGGUCCUUAUGGCUUGAUAAAAGAGACGUCAAUACGGAAUCCGUCAACGACGUGAACGCCUCUUGUGAUACUUCUCCAUUGCAAACAAAAAGUGGCGCUUGGGAAACCGUCCUGGAUCUGGACAAUAAAAAAUCGAAUGAUGUCGUUAUACGUUCCGAUCUGAUUGUGGUUUCUUCAUUAGUAGAUAAGCCGCCAAACCUUGGGGGUAUUUGCAGGUUAUGUGAUGUUUUAGGUGUGGGACUGCUUACUGUACAAGACAUCAAAGUCAAAAACCACCCUCAGUUUAAAAAUGUUGCCGUAACCGCUGAUAGGUGGAUGCCCAUGGAGGAAGUUACCUUAGAUGAGAUUGCAAAUUUCAUGAAAGAGAAAAAAAAAGACGGGUAUACAUUAAUUGGGUUAGAGCAAACGGAUAAAUCAGUGAAGCUAGAUAACAAUUUUCAAUUUCCUAAAAAGUCAUUGAUCUUAUUAGGUACCGAGGCAUUCGGUAUCCCAGGAACUUUGUUGAGUGAACUGGAUUUAUGUUUAGAGAUUCAACAGUUUGGUGUGAUCAGAUCAAUGAAUAUUCAAACCGCAACCGCAGUUAUCGUCCAUUCCUACACAGUACAACAUAUGUAA